Molecule: messenger RNA, 4578 nt
Organism: Ogataea haglerorum
Lineage: Eukaryota; Fungi; Ascomycota; Pichiomycetes; Pichiales; Pichiaceae
Exons: 1
Coding region: 1-4578 (1525 amino acids)
Biological process (GO): regulation of ARF protein signal transduction
Molecular function (GO): guanyl-nucleotide exchange factor activity
Source: RefSeq, a predicted model, not a curated record
AUGAGUGACAAGCGACUUUCGACGGUUGAUCCGCUCUCUUUAGCAAUUGAAGAAUGUACAUUCAUUACUUCUGUUAUGAGGAAGUCCACAAAGUCGGCAUCCAGUGGGCCAUUAUCUACACUUCUUGGGACACAAUUUGGCAAAGAGAGUACACCAUAUGGUGAGGACGAGGGAUCAACACGUCUCUCAGCCUUUUUGAAGUCUGGAAACAAGAUCAAAGAGGAUGAUCACUUUCUAAGUGGAUUCAUCGAGUUGCGAUCUAUGCUGAGCGAACUGAAAACAAUCAAUGACAUUGAUAUGUUGACACUCCUCCAACCGUUCCUUCUUCUGAUCAAAUCACCUAUCACAUCUGGCUACAUAACGGACAUUGCGGUAAGUUCUUUGUCUAAGUUUGUCAGGUAUGGAAUUGUGAACGAGAAUUGUGCGAACAUUUUUCAAUGCUUGGGUCAAAUAGUUUCCGCGCUGUCACACUGUCGUUUUGAGGGGUCCGACCAAACACAAGAUGACAUUUUGCUGAUCAAGAUAAUUCAGCUAUUGGAGUUGAUAGUUACGUCUAAUCUGGGUGACCUCCUAACCGAUGACUCAAUGUAUGAAUCUGUUUCGACAUGUUUUUCCUUAGCAAUUAAUACCAGGAGACGUGAAAUCCUCAGAAGCGCCGCAGAGACCUCUCUUAUUGGUAUAACCGAGAAAAUAUUCACCAAAUUGAGAUACAUCCAAAUCGAUUCUGGGAUUGACCACAAUGUCAAAACAACUGAGGUUGAACUAACUGCCACGACAGAAACUGGAGAACUACCUAACGAUAUCAUAGGAGGUACCGAGUAUGGUGAAAGUCAUGAUUGCGCUGUCAAGGAUAAAGUGAGUGCAGACGAACUGGCUGAGACUGGAAUACAAGUCAGAAAUAGCCAGGAGAGCAGCAACUCUAGUGCACAGUUAGAUCAUGAUGGUUCUCAAGAUCAUAAAAGUUAUGGCGACGAUCAAAGUUAUUCAACCGCGGGAAAAACAAAUCUUCCGAUUGCCGAUGAUGAUCAACUUCCAUUUGGAAUUCCUUGUAUGAAGGAAUAUAUGAACCACACGAUUGAAAUAUUAUCCCCAGAUAAUCAGUUCAGAUUUACCGAAAGUUCUAGGGUGUUGGCACUGAACAUACUUAACACCAUUGUGGAGGUCUCUGGUGGUGUCAUAGUCCAUCAUCCUUCUCUUUUCCAAUUAAUCUCGGAUAGAGCUUGUCAUCAUCUGGUACAGCUCGUUCAAACUGCGGACUCUCCCUACUUGCUUACUCUCGCAAUGAAGCUCUUCCUGAAUUUGACUCUCACUAUGAACCAUUAUCUGAAGAUACAGAUUGAACUUCUUAUGACUACAAUAUUUCAAUGUAUGGUGGCCGAUUCGAAGAUGUUGGUCAAUGAUUUGGAUAGAAAUGUUGAGAGGAUCUUUGAAAUGGGACAAAAAGGAACUUUCGAGGUCGAACCAUUGAGUGCAAAAGAGAUCGAGGAACUUGGAGCUGAAUUUCAUACAGGAAAACUCCCCGUGAUCAAAGAGAUAUUGGCGGAAACUUUGAGUGUAUUAUGGGUACGCUCACCUUUAUUCUUCAAUUCAUUAUUCCAGUCAUAUGAUUGCGACUUUGAUAGAUCUGACAUGGCAGAAUCGCUGCUGAAAUUACUCUGUCGGUUGUCGGCAUCUGAAGUCACGCUGUUUACUACUUCCAAUGUACCUUCCAUCUGUAUGGAAGGUGUUGUUUCGUUUGUGGACGGUGUCUACGAGCGCACCAGAACAGCUUCCAAAGCUAACAUUGAGUUUGAAAAACUUCAACCAAACCAACUGGUUCUGCAACAAAUUAAGAAAUCUGACUUUAUUGAAUGUACCAAAAAGUGGAACGAAAAGCCGCAAAAGGGACUUGAGAUGCUUCAGGAAAAAGGAUUCAUUCAUGAUAUAAAUGAUGUGAGCGAGGUCUCCAGAUUCCUUUUUGAGAAAUCCGGAAGAAUUGACAAAAAGAAGCUGGGCGAACUGCUAGCCAAGCCCUCGAAUACUGAGCUGCUGAAGGAAUUCGUCAAAUUACUUGAUUUCCGAAACUUAAGACCAGAUGAGGCGCUGAGAAUGUUGUUGAACAAUUUUAGAUUGCCAGGAGAAGCACAGCAAAUUGAAAGAAUUAUUGAAGCGUUCAACGAAAGAUACAUUGCAUGUCAGGAUUCGGAAGCUAUAUCACCAACUGCAGAAGAUGGCGACGAGAAAGUCACCCCAGACCAGGACUCGCUGUUGGUCCUUUCUUUCUCAAUCAUCAUGCUGAACACAGAUCUUCAUAACCCAAAUGUGAAAAAGCCAAUGACUCUGGAAGAUUAUCAACGCAACCUCAGAGGGUGCUACAAGGGAAAAGAUUUUCCCGAAUGGUAUACUGAAAAAAUCUAUCACUCCAUUAGAGAAAAAGAAAUCAUCAUGCCGGAAGAGCAUCGGGGGACUUCAAAAUGGUAUGAAACUGUCUGGCAUUCUCUCAUUGCGGAGCAGGCUACCAAGAUGCUAAGUGACGACGUCAUUGUUCGGGAAGAUGAUAACUUAGAAGAUUCUCUCCAAUUCGACAAGGUAUUGUUUGAAAAGACAAGCAAAUAUAUCGUCAGCACACUGGUCACAAUGUUUGAUGAUGCUACUCAUGACAGCGUUGUUACAAGAAUGAUCUCAACCGUCGAAAAAUGUGCUGCAAUUGCGUCAUACUUUGAUAUGAGGGACUUAGUUGAUCACAUUAUUGAAAUUGUUGCACAUUUGACAACUCUUACCGGCGUCAAACCUUCUGAGUUUGCUUUGGAAUCCAGAGAAUCUCUUCCUAUCACUGAGCUCAGGCUUGAAAAAGAAAAUGAGACAAUCACUGUCAGUUAUUUAUCGGUUCUCUUUGGACGAGAUUUUCGUGCUCAAUUGAGCACCCUUGUGCUUUUCCGCAUUUUGAAGAAAUCCAAUUUUAGAGUGUCAAAGCACUGGGAUUUUCUUGUGAAAAUUGUAUUAACUCUUUUCGAGAACGGACUGAUUGAGCCAAAUCUGUUUCCUGAAUUCCAGAAAAGGAUUGGUUUGGGUAAACUGUCAAAACCAAAACCAGAAUUUCAAUUUAGUCGCACUAAGGCCCUGAAAGACAACGGUUUAUUUUCCACUUUCUCUUCUUACCUGAAAGGCCUUUCUGAUGAUACUCCCGAACCUACAGACGAAGAGAUUGAGUGUACUCUUUCAGCCAUGGAGUGUAUUAAGACAAGCAACAUCAGUUCUCUGUUCAGAAGCGUUAGCAAAACGUCACCUGAAAAUAUUAAUGCUCUGGUAUCAAUUUUGCUGAAAUCAAUUCCAAAGAAAGAAAAGACCGAUCCUCGGCUUUUCAUACCCGAGACUCUAUUUAUUCUGGAGAUUUGUGUUUGCUAUCUGUUAUUGACUGGAGACUCGAAGCUUGUCGUUGAAAUACUGAAUCUAUGUGACGAGAUUUUCAGUCCCGCAGAAGACUUUAGGAUGGGCUGCCUAGUCAGGGUGAAUGCUUACAAACUUCUGUUGUUGCACAACGGAGACGACUCGAAUGUCGAUCUUCUCAAUAGUACUAUUGACAAGUUCUAUGAUAUUGCUGACAAAAAUCGAGACGCUCUGAUGAAGUACGGAUCAGUAAUUCUGCAUCCGCUACAAAUGUUGAUUCUAGUGAAAGGCACAUGGUGUCAAAAAAUUUUGGCAAGGAAUAGCAAGUACUGGUCUCUGAUCCGCAUAUUUGCUUCUUCCCCAAAAAAUACGGAGCUCGUUUAUCAGUUCAUGCGCAAUCUUGUGGAAACCCUCCCUGAGAUAAUCACAUAUCAAAAUUAUAUGGAUGUUUUGGGUCUGCUUGACGAAAUUUCGGCAGUUGGCGCGUAUGGAGCACAAUGGGAGCAAGAAUAUGAUAAACUCAUUGCAAGUGGCCAUAAGGUAGAGAAAAACAAAAAUCCAUUCCAGGAGUUGGUGGCAACGGCUACAAAGUCAAUCACGUUGACCUUAGGAUUAACAAAGCUGUUCGAUUCAAGCGACUUUAGAUCCACAGUCCCGAAUGAUACCGAUAGUUCAUCUAUUUGGUAUCCUUUGAUUGAAGCGAUUGCUCAUCAGUGCUACAACCCAUGCAGAGAGCUGAGAUCUCACGCUUUGAAAGCACUGACAACAUUGCUUAUUUCUUCCGAUUUACCGCUGGAUUCUCUCUCUCCUGAGUUGGUCUUGGAUGCGGGUUGUAUACGUUUGUUACUUGAGUUGCUAAAGCCAGAUGUGGAAGGCACAGAUGCAGAGGGAAUGAUCAAAACACAACACGAUGUGCUCAAUUUAACUUGCAAGGUGAUCCUAAUCUACAAAUUCACAGACGUUAAUGCGGUCAUCAGUAAAGUUCUGGCUAUUUCUUCUAAGUUCAUUGUCAAAAAUCGUCAUCGUCAGAACUUUAAGGAUGAGGUGCUUGAAUUUCUGAAAAAUAUGUUACUUGUUAAGAAAGAGCAAGUGUCUUUGGAAAAUUUAGAGAAGCUACAAAUUGAUAAAUCCUUGAAGCAGAUGAUCGACGGAAUAAGGGAAGCGGAGGAUACAGAUGGGAAAGAGAACCUCAAAAGCAGUACACAAGAAUAG